Molecule: messenger RNA, 1947 nt
Organism: [Candida] anglica
Lineage: Eukaryota; Fungi; Ascomycota; Pichiomycetes; Serinales; Debaryomycetaceae
Source: the annotation of a GenBank genome assembly
AUGACUCCACGCUCUAGAUCUGGUGCGAGGGCAGCCUCCCGGUCGAGGUCUGCGUCGCGUGCUAGUUCGAAUUCGGAUCAGGUCAAAGAUGCACGGUCAAGAUCGUCUUCAUUCAUCUCGCGAUUUAUUACCAAUCCUCCAGCAUUGAAACGACAUAAUGAUGGACUAAUCUCUCUAUACCGGCUCUUGAAAGUCGAAUUGAACCUACCCAAGACAACCUCGGCAACAACUACAACGCAAGACCACCUAUCUGGGCUGGGGAUGUCGGAUUCAGAAUCAGAUCGGUCCUUGGAACAGAUCUAUAAUCUCGUGAAAAUUCCAAUGUAUUUGGAACUGUUCAUGGCCUUUGGGCUUCUUAUAUGCCUCAAUUCGUUACUUACCCUCUUCACGUUGGCUCCUCUCAAGAUAAUAGUGGUGAUAACCCAAGCCACCAUGGAACAACUCCCCUGGAACGCCUGGGCUGGCCGACUAGCCACCAUCAAAAGAGAUCUUUAUACCCUUGUUCUUAUCGCCUUGGCAGUGUCAAUUCUUUCUCUCCCAGGCUUUGACAUAUCAAGACUCUACCACGACGUCCGUGGCCUGGCCCACAUCAAGUUGUAUGUCAUGUUUGGGGUGCUCGAAGUGGCUGAUAAGCUUUUCCUGACCAUUGGUCAAGAUAUUCUUCACAUCUUAUAUCGGAUCAAGAUCUCUGGACCUUCGGUAAAUUACCCUAAGCUUGUGGUUUUCUUUAUCCUUUCCACCAUUUAUCUCACCUGUCAUGGCUAUAUUCUAGUCUAUCAGGCUGUGCUGCUUAAUGUGGCGGCAAAUUCAUAUCUGAAUGCCCUCUUAGCGCUUCUUCUUUCCAAUCAAUUCGCCGAGUUGAAACUGUCCGUGUUUAAAAAAUUCGAAAGAGAAGGUCUUUUCCAGAUUGCCAUGGCCGACUUGACGGAAAGGUUCCAACUUCUGUUGAUGCUUGGCAUUAUUGCCUUGAGAAACCUUGUUCAAAUUAGUCUGGUGCAUUCCGGUCUAAUCCCAAAUAGUUGGACUAGUUGGAACCUUUGGCUAGGCGCCAUAAUUGGACCUGGCGUGGUGGUCAUAGGGAGUGAGAUUUUUGUUGAUUGGCUCAAACAUUGUUAUAUUUCCAAGUUUAAUAUGAUCAGACCAAGAGUCUAUCUGAACUUUGCAUAUGUUUUAAGUUUGGAUUAUUUGGAAGUUUUCCAGGCAACCAGUUCUCUGGGGUCAGGGUCCGGGUCAGGGUCCGGGUCCGGGUCCACAACUCCUUCUGUGAAUGGGAAUUUAAGUGAUUACAUUGUAUUGACCCGUCGAAUAGGGUUACCCCUUCUUGCCACCAUUGUUUGUUUCCUCAGAAUGACUCUUCCCGAUCUUAAGCAAAUCUUUUUGGUGUCUUCACCAUCAAAACUAUAUUCGUUUGUGAUUUCGCUCUCUCUUUGCUUGGUUACCUUUGCUAUACUUCUACUUACUCGUCUUAUUUUAGGACUAGUGAUUCUUAAAUGGGCCAACAAAAUUAAAGUGAAAAAUCAACUUUAUCAAUCAAGUUUGAUGACAAUUUCAGAAACUCUUCCUCAAGUUGAUACUCAAACUGCGGUGCCAGACUCUUCUUCCACGUCUUCUCCUACUCCUGGAAUCACUUCUUCCACCACCCACACACCGUCUCCACGAUCUUCUGGUCGGUCAGGCCCUUGGUCUACACCAAUAACCCUGCCGUCUGAAACCCCACAAUCGCCACGAUCUCCGCUUCAUGACUCUUUUCUUCCCGGGGUACCAAAUACAGAGGCUUCCUCCAUCAACCCAAACACCCGCUCCUAUCUCUUUGAUCAUGACGAAAAAGUUCCCCUAACCGUGGAAGAAAAACGUAAUAAGAUGUUUGCAGAAAGUUCCGAUGAACCAACGGAUGAUAAGUUGGGCAAGGUGAUGAGAUACAAGAUGUCAAGUAAGAGGAUCUGGUAG